UAGGCGUCAACUGUUGCCAUGGAGACGCCCCGGAAGUGGUAACCCUCAGCUGCGCUUGUAAGUGCCUGGGUGCUGCUGGGAGAUACUGGUGCAUCAUCCCAUGGCACUAUGGCCGGGAAACUGAAGUGGGUGACGGACAUUGAGAAGUCUGUGCUCAUUAAUAACUUUGAAAAGAGAGGCUGGGUGCAAGUGACGGAAAGCGAAGACUGGAACUUCUACUGGAUGAGCGUUCAGACCAUCCGCAACUGCUUCAGCGUGGAGAACGGGUUCCGCCUCUCCGACGACCAGCUUGUCAAUCAUUUCCCAAACCAUUAUGAGCUCACCAGGAAAGACCUGAUGGUCAAGAACAUCAAGAGGUACCGGAAAGAGCAGGAGAAAGAGGGGAGCCCCCUGGCCGAGAAAGAUGAAAAUGGAAAAUACCUCUAUUUAGAUUUUGUUCCGGUCACGUUCAUGCUUCCGGCCGACUACAACCUCUUUGUGGAAGAAUUCCGAAAAAGCCCCUCCAGCACGUGGAUCAUGAAGCCGUGCGGAAAAGCCCAGGGGAAGGGCAUCUUCCUCAUCAACAAACUGUCGCAGAUCAAAAAAUGGUCCAGGGACAGCAAAACGUCAUCGUUUGUAUCACAGUCGUCUAAAGAAGCCUACGUCAUCUCCCUGUAUAUCGACAACCCGCUGCUGAUCGGGGGGAAGAAGUUUGAUCUGCGCCUGUACGUCCUGGUCACCACUUACCGGCCGCUCAAGUGCUACAUGUACAAGUUGGGGUUCUGCCGUUUCUGCACCGUGAAGUACACGCCCAGCACCAGCGAAUUAGACAACAUGUUCGUGCAUCUCACCAACGUCGCCAUUCAGAAGCACGGGGACGACUACAAUCAAGUCCACGGCGGCAAAUGGACGGUGAGCAACUUGCGUCUGUACCUGGAGAGCACGCGGGGCAGAGAAGUGACCGACAAGCUGUUCCAUGAGAUUCACUGGAUCAUUGUCCAAUCACUGAAGGCCGUUGCUCCUGUAAUGAAUAAUGACAAGCAUUGCUUCGAGUGCUAUGGAUAUGACAUUAUCAUCGAUGACAAGUUGAAGCCGUGGUUGAUUGAGGUGAAUGCGUCUCCGUCGCUGACGUCGAGCACGGCCAAUGACCGUAUCCUGAAAUACAACCUGAUCAACGACAUCCUAAACAUCGUGGUGCCCAACGGAGAGAUCCCCGACUGCAAACUGAACAAACUCCCGCCCACAGAGGUGCUCGGCCACUACCACUUACUGUACGACGAGGAGGCAGCGCAGGCGGAUGGGGCGGAGCGAGACCUGAAGAGUCGAGGGGGGCAACCAACCGGUGUGAAAGGAAGCCGAGCAAAGGAUUCUGGGAGACCUGCGAUGACAACUUGGAAGUAGGAUGGCCACACCCACUGAUAAAAGGAAAUAAGCAAAUCACUUUUUCCUGCUGUCCCAAAAAUACAUUGUAUAAAUAACUUAUUGUGCACUAACAA
Molecule: messenger RNA, 1475 nt
Organism: Xenopus laevis (African clawed frog)
Lineage: Eukaryota; Metazoa; Chordata; Amphibia; Anura; Pipidae
Gene: ttll1.L
Product: tubulin tyrosine ligase like 1 L homeolog
Exons: 10
Coding region: 109-1380 (423 amino acids)
Biological process (GO): microtubule cytoskeleton organization
Cellular component (GO): ciliary basal body
Molecular function (GO): ATP binding; ligase activity; metal ion binding
Source: RefSeq, a predicted model, not a curated record